AACAAUAAUUUCUUUCUUUUCGAAAUUUAAUUUCUUUCUUCUUAUUCUUCUUCAUCUUCUUGACGAACUGAAAAAAACACAGUAAACCCAGAAAACAACAAUGGCUCCAACGCCAUCUUCUGCUUCCAAACAAACCCAGACCCAAAUCAGAACACCUCAAUCCAAGAACCGAUUGAAUUUCAAUUCGACGAGAAACAACAAUAAUCCGGCGAUUGAACAACACAACCCACCGGGGGAACACCCGGUGGAAGUCAUCGGAAGAAUACGAAACCACCCAGGCGAGCAAAAAGACAAAAACCCGAUCUCAUAUCUCCACAUAAACCCCGAUAACAAGACUCUCCGUGUCCGGGCCGAUAUCGGGUACCGGGAUUUUACCCUGGAUGGGAUUUCUUCUUCAGAGGAAGAGGAUCUUGAUACUUUUUACAAGAAGUUUGUUCAGUCGAGGAUAAAUGGGGUGAAAACUGGAGCUAAGUGUACGAUCAUGAUGUAUGGGCCUACUGGAGCAGGGAAAAGUCACACGAUGUUUGGGUGUUCGAAGCAGCCUGGGAUUGUUUAUAGAUCGUUGAAGGAUAUAUUGGGAGAUCUUGGGGAAGAUGACAGUGGAGGGGAAAGAUUGGGAAUUGGGACUUUUGUUCAAGUUACUGUUUUGGAGAUUUAUAAUGAGGAAAUUUAUGAUCUUUUGUCCAGUAAUGGUGCAGGUGGUUUUGGAAUUGGAUGGCCUAAAGGAAAUGGAUCUAAGGUGAAACUAGAAGUAAUGGGGAAGAAAGCAAAGAAUGCUGCUUUCAUAUCAGGAAGUGAAGCUGGAAAGAUUUCAAAAGAGAUUCAGAAAGUAGAGAAGAGAAGAAUUGUCAAAAGCACUCUCUGCAAUGAGAGAAGCUCUAGAAGUCACUGCAUGAUAAUUCUUGAUGUUCCAACUGUUGGAGGAAGGCUUAUGCUUGUGGACAUGGCAGGUUCUGAAAAUAUUGAUCAAGCAGGUCAAGUCGGAUUCGAGGCAAAAAUGCAGACUGCAAAGAUAAACCAGGGAAACAUAGCACUGAAAAGAGUGGUUGAAUCCAUUGCUAAUGGAGACUCUCAUGUGCCUUUCAGAGAUAGUAAGUUGACAAUGUUGCUCCAGGAUUCAUUUGAGGAUGAUCAGUCAAAGAUUUUGAUGAUACUUUGUGCAAGUCCAGAUCCUAAAGAGAUACAUAAGACAAUUUGCACCCUUGAAUAUGGAGCAAAAGCAAAGUGUAUUGUAAGGGGUCCUCAUACACCAUUGAAUGACAAAAAUGAAGAUUCUUCAUCAGCUGUUAAUUUAGGCUCUAGGCUUGCUGCAAUGGACCAGUUCAUAAAUAAACUACAAAUGGAGAGCAAGCAGAGGGAAAGAGAGAAAGACGAGGCGCGUAAAGCACUCCAAAAAAAAGAAGAAGAAGUGGCGGCACUACGAUCCCUUCUGGAAGUGAAGGGUUCGUGUUUAGGUUCGGGUGUGACCGAAGAUGAAAUCAACAUGAAGGUAAAUGAACGAACACAGAUGUUAAAACUCGAGUUGGAGAAAAAACUAGACGAAUGCAAACGAAUGGCUGAGGAAUUCGUUGAGAUGGAAAGAAGAAGGAUGGAGGAAAGAAUCCUGCAACAGCAAGAAGAAGUCGAGAUGCUAAGAAAGCGGUUGCAAGAAAUCGAAUUCGAGUUACGCAGUUCAAAGGAUGUUAAUGAGGAGAGUGAAUCAUCAAAUGAGUUGGAUGGAAGUAGCUUUGCCAAAAGGCUGGUUGGGAUUUAUGGUGAUGAGGUUCCAGGGAUGGUAAUGUCGAUGGAGCUUGACAUGAAUGAUCCCGAACCAUAUGUUCAUGCUGCAAAUCAAUCCGAAACCGAUUUUCCCCCACAGUUUGGCAUAAAAGCAGGCCUCACAACUGUAUAUGAAGAAGAAGAAACAGAAGAAGAGGAUGAAGAAGUGGAGAAGGUGAUCAUAGAGGAAAAGAGGAUAUGCUCGAACGAGAAAACUUUCGAAUCGGCGACUCCUACACAGCCGGAUUCUGAUACUUCAAGACUAUUAAGGAUCCAAAACAUCUUCACCCUUUGUGGGAACCAAAGAGAGCUUUCGCAACAAACCAGAACACCUGCAAAAUCAUCAGCCAUUACUGAAACCGUUGAACCACAUUGGCCCUUUGUUAUGGUAGCUGAUGAUUCUGUUGUGAGAAGCUUGAACAAGGAAAACCAAAUCCCUGAUGAAUGCACUGAUGGUCAGGUUGAUGUCUAUGUGAAAUGGGAAUCAUCCAAGGAAAAUUCUGGAAAGUUCAUCACAACACUCAAGGUUGCAAAUGAUGCAACUCUUGCGGAUCUUCGGAAGUUGAUCGAUAUCUAUCUUGAUGUAGAUAAUCAAGCUUUCUCUUUUCUUGUGCUUGGGGAUCCGACUGGGGCGACGGUGCCAAAAGAGAAUGAAGCCAUUUUUAAAGCCAGUAAACUGCCAAUAUGCAACAAUGGUUACCUGGCUUGCUUAAGGCCAGCAAAGGGUCUGCAGAUAACAAAUCAUCUGCCAUUGAGUCCACUGCAAUUGACUCCAUUACCAUUGACUCCAUUACCAUUGACUCCACUGGAAAACAAGCUUCCACUUGCCGCAAGCACUCGCUUGUUGAACCAAGGUGACGACUUAUCACCUAAGUUAUCGCCUCAUCUCAGUACCACUCCGUUUAUCAAUGCUCGAAGAAGACGAUAAGAUCGAUAUUUGCUUGAUUUUGUGCACUUGCAGAAGGAAUCGAAUGUUGAAUCUCAUGAAGCGUGUAUGAUAACAAUAUGUAUAUCAUGAAGUGUGUCUUCUUUUGGAUAUGGAUUUAAACUCAAUUUUCAUUGUCUUAUUGUU
Messenger RNA from Hibiscus syriacus, 2830 nucleotides. RefSeq names its product kinesin-like protein KIN-10A. The record is from RefSeq and is a predicted model, not a curated record. Gene Ontology annotation, molecular function: microtubule motor activity; microtubule binding; ATP binding. The coding region runs from base 101 to 2686 and encodes 861 amino acids. The transcript is spliced from 6 exons. Gene Ontology annotation, cellular component: kinesin complex; microtubule. NCBI's taxonomy places the organism in Eukaryota, Viridiplantae, Streptophyta, Magnoliopsida, Malvales, Malvaceae. Gene Ontology annotation, biological process: microtubule-based movement.